GUGCGAUGUUUUUGCUCGAGGUGUUCAGUUCUCUCGCUAUGUUUGAACGAAACGACAUCAACAAGUUCGUGUUCUAAUAAAAAAAAAAAGAAUAGAAAGAAAGAAAAAAAUCAAAAUCAUAUUUAUGAAGUGGGAAUAUUGUUCCGAUUUCGUAGCCGGCUCCUUUGCUGGUGCGUGUGGGGUUUUGGUCGGUCAUCCCCUAGACACCAUUAAAACAUGGCAGCAGGCAUCAAACUCAUCAGUUUUUACUGCAAUCCAUCAGAUACGCAAGCGCAACGAUGGGUUUAAUGGUUUCUACAGAGGAAUGUUCUUUCCUUUUGUUACAACCGGGGCAAUAAAUUCUGUAUUAUUUGGAAUCUAUGGCAAUCACAUGCGUCAACUUAGAGCAGUUUGCCAUAGUGAUUAUCAACGUGAGCAAUUGGAAUACAGGCACAUGUUUGUGGCUGGAUCUAUUGCCGGUUUUGUCCAGUCGUUUAUAGCUUGUCCCAUUGAAUUGAUAAAGGUCCGGCUACAAACGCAUAAUUACUACAAUGAGUAUAUACUUGGACAAAAGAGAACGCCUUUUAAGCUUUUUAAAAGAAUUUGGAAAAGUGAAGGAAUAGCUGGACUGUACAGAGGACUUUUGCCAAUGAUGUGCAGGGAUGUCUUUCCAUAUGGUAUCUACAUGAUAACUUAUCGCCUUACAAUGGAACAGCUAGAUAAAGCUGAAUUCAUGAAGCGAAGAAAACAAAGACUCUACAAAGAUGGCACACCGAAAGUAGACAUUUUUAUAACAACAUUGGCUGGAGCUUUUGCUGGUAUUCUGUCAUGGGUAUGUGUUAUACCUUUUGACGUUGUCAAAACUAUAAUGCAAGCUGAAGAAAAUGCUAGAUACAAGAGUAUAACACAUUGUAUAAAGACAAAUUUUAAGCGUUAUGGUUGGAGAAGUUUGUUUCGUGGCAGUUGGAUGUUGGUUGUCAGAGCAAUACCAGUUAAUGCAGUUACGUUCCUUGGAUAUGAAUAUGCUUUACAAUGGUGUAGUAAUGGACCACAACGACUAAAAUACCAAAUUUAAUUAAACUUCUUUGACUUAUAUAAAUAUGUUCACUUAAAACUGACUGGCUCUUUAAACUAUUCGAAUAUGUAAAUAAGAUUCCAAU
Messenger RNA from Episyrphus balteatus (marmalade hoverfly), 1139 nucleotides. RefSeq names its product solute carrier family 25 member 45. The coding region runs from base 125 to 1054 and encodes 309 amino acids. Gene Ontology annotation, molecular function: high-affinity L-arginine transmembrane transporter activity. Lineage: Eukaryota; Metazoa; Arthropoda; Insecta; Diptera; Syrphidae. The transcript is spliced from 6 exons. Gene Ontology annotation, biological process: mitochondrial L-ornithine transmembrane transport. Gene Ontology annotation, cellular component: mitochondrion. The record is from RefSeq and is a predicted model, not a curated record.